GACCUCCAUACUUUAGUAGCAAAAAUGACAGAUCAAACAACGAUACAAGAGCAAAUAUCCUCACUAGAGUCAUCACUAGAGGCGUCUACGAUCAACGACAGCUCAAGAACCUCUGAGGAGCCGGCUGAGAGACAGACAGAGGGACAGGAGCGGUCUAAGUGGGAUAUUCCACGGACAGAACGCGAUGAUCCGUUUCAGUUUGGACAGCGAUUUCUUGAGAAUGAUGAGGCUGUUUGGGAUCACAAUGCUUGGGAUCAUGUUGACUGGGACGAAGAGCACGCUCAACUAGCCCAGGAGAAAAUCUCAGCGCAGCGCGAAAACCCCGUCAACAGUUUCGACAAGCAUCUAUACAUGACCAACCCCUCGCGGUACUGGGACCUUUUUUACCGGAACAACAAGGCCAAUUUCUUCAAGGACCGAAAGUGGCUGCAACUCGAGUUCCCGUCGAUCUACGAGCACGCUACACAACCUGAUUCCGGCAAAAAAAUCAUCCUCGAAGUCGGCUGCGGUGCGGGCAAUACGAUGUUCCCGAUCCUGCACGCGAACAAAAACCCCGAGCUCAAGAUCGUCGGCGUGGAUUUUUCGCACCGCGCGGUCGAGCUCGUGCGCGAGUCUGCGGAGUUUGACGAGAAUACUUGCGCGGCGGAUAUCUGGGACCUGGCGGACGAGACCGGGCGGUUGCCGGCGGGACUUGAAGAGGGAUCGGUGGAUUUCAUUAUCUUGAUUUUUGUGUUUAGUGCGCUUGCGCCGACGCAGUGGGAGACGGCGGUGAAGAAUAUCGAUAGACUGCUCAAGCCUGGUGGCGAGGUCUUGUUUCGGGAUUACGGGCGGUACGAUAUGGCGCAGCUGCGUUUUAAGAAGGGGCGGUUGCUAGAGGAUAGUUUCUACGUCCGGGGUGAUGGUACGAGAGUCUACUUCUUCACCGAAGAGGAGUUGCAUGAGAUUUUUGGCAAAACACUCGAGGUCGAGAGGGUCGGGACCGAUCGCAGAUUGCUGGUGAACAGGAAGCGCAAGCUGAAGAUGUAUAGAGUCUGGCUGCAGGCAAAGUUUUUAAAAAAGGCAGAUAAUUAGUCUAAGAGUACUAGAUGUUGUAAGAUAAUGAAUAGAAUAUAUAUAUAAUAU
Molecule: messenger RNA, 1122 nt
Organism: Myxozyma melibiosi
Lineage: Eukaryota; Fungi; Ascomycota; Lipomycetes; Lipomycetales; Lipomycetaceae
Product: S-adenosyl-L-methionine-dependent methyltransferase
Exons: 2
Coding region: 25-1071 (348 amino acids)
Molecular function (GO): tRNA (cytidine-N3)-methyltransferase activity
Source: RefSeq, a predicted model, not a curated record